This is a messenger RNA of Ceutorhynchus assimilis (cabbage seed weevil), 5959 nucleotides long. The record is from the annotation of a GenBank genome assembly. NCBI's taxonomy places the organism in Eukaryota, Metazoa, Arthropoda, Insecta, Coleoptera, Curculionidae.
GAUUAAUCAAAAAUGGCUGCUGUUCAGUGAAACUUGAGUGAAACCGAAAAAAAUUGUUUUUUUUUUUAAAUAAAAUAUGUGUGGAACUGUUUCUAUACAUUCGUCGAGUAGACUAUUGUUGAUCAGUUUAAAUGAAAUUUAGGACGUUUAAGUGUUUUUAAUAAAGUUUGUAAUGAAAAAGGUUUCAACAAUUAUAAGUUGAGUACACUAGCAAGAUCUCCAAAAGUUAUAUACAAAGAUGGAGGCAUCUGAUGAAGACCGCAAGAAACGGCUGCUCGUACUCAAAGCCAAAAUUCAAGAUCCCCAAGGAAAAGGAAAUAUUGAUUCUCUUUUGGAUACAGUCCAGGCUCUCUACACUGACUGUGACCAUCCUGCCAUCAAAAAGCUUAAAAAUGUAGAAAUGUAUCUCAAUAGAUAUGAUAGUUUGGCCAGUGAUAUAAUCAAUCUCCGCAUGAAAACAGAUGAUUUCGAACACAUAAAAGUCAUUGGUCGAGGAGCUUUUGGUAAAGUCCAACUUGUCAGACACAAACACACAAGACAAGUAUUUGCCAUGAAAAGACUGAGUAAAGCGGACUUAAUUAAAAGGUCGGAUUCAGCUUUUUUUUGGGAAGAGAGGCAUAUUAUGGCCCACGCCAAAUCCGAAUGGAUAGUGCAACUGCAUUUUGCCUUCCAAGAUGCUAAACAUCUGUACAUGGUUAUGGAUUAUAUGCCUGGAGGUGAUAUAGUAAAUUUGAUGUCAAACUAUGACAUACCAGAAACGUGGGCCAAGUUUUACACUAUGGAGGUUGUAUUGGCUCUAGACAUUAUACACUCUAUGGGUUUUGUGCAUAGAGAUGUCAAGCCUGAUAAUAUGUUGCUGGAUAAACAUGGUCACUUGAAAUUAGCUGAUUUUGGUACUUGCAUGCGUAUGGACUCUGAUGGACUUGUUAGAUCUAAUAAUGUUGUUGGUACUCCUGAUUAUAUUUCUCCUGAGGUUUUACAAAGUCAUGGGAAAGGGAUUUAUGGUCGUGAAUGUGAUUGGUGGUCCGUUGGUAUCUUUGUUUAUGAAAUGCUUGUAGGAGAAACCCCAUUUUAUGCUGACAGUUUACUGGGUACCUACAACAAAAUCAUGUACCACGAGAGUAACCUAAUUUUCCCAGAUGAAGUGGAAAUAUCUAAUGAGGCUAAAUCACUUAUACAGGGUCUUUUAUGUGAUAGAACCAAGCGAUUAGGACGCAAUACUGUUGAUGAAAUAAAAAAUCAUCUGUUUUUUAUGAAUAGUGAAGGAUGGACUUUUGAUAAUUUAAGAGAUUCGGCACCGCCAGUUGUGCCUGAGUUGGUUGGUGAUGAUGAUACAAGGAAUUUUGAUGAUUAUGAAAAGGAUGAGACACCAGAAGAAGUGUUUCCUGUGCCAAAUACCUUUGUUGGCAACCAUCUCCCUUUCAUAGGAUUCACUUACAAUUCUGACUCACAAUUGCUCUCAGGCGACGUUGUAGAUAGCAAUCAUAGCAAUUACAUUACUGAUACUAAUGCUCAAGUUAGUAAAUUAGAGGCUCUCUUGGACCAAGAAAAAAAUAAUGUAGAAAUUUUAGAAGAGAAGCAACGAAUACUAAUAACUCAAUUAGAAGUUUUGUCUGAACGAGAGGGUGACUUGAGAGAUGAAAUUUCUAAGUAUGAAAAAGAUGUGGCUUUAUUGAGGCAUGGCUGUAAAGAAAUGCAAAGAAAAGCAGACACUGAGAUGGAUUUAAGAAAACAUACUGAAAAACUACUUUCAGACCUCAAGCAAAAAUUUGAAGAAGAACAGUGUAGAAGGACAAAAGAAAUGAACAACAAUCAACAACAUAAUGAUAAAAUUCACUUAUUAGAAAAACAGAUAAGCGAAAUGCAAGAGAAACUCAAAGUUGAAACUGAAAACUGUUUAAGAUUGCGCAAACAAACUACAGAACUAACAAUGGCCAGGUCAAAUUCAGAACUUAAAGUAAACGAAUACCAAACAAUGCUUCAAAACUUACAAAGCCACAAGGAUUCGUUGCAAAACGAAGUUACGUCGCUGCAAGACCAAUUAAGUCAAGCUAGAAAUGCUUUAGCUCAAGCCAGUGACAAUCAGUUAAUGCUUGAAAAUAGAUUAUUAUCAAUAAACAAGGAGUUGGAGAAUGUUAAGCAAAAGGAAAGCAAAACAGCAACAGAUAAUGCACAAUUGAGCGAAAAGGUGUCCUAUUUGGAAAAAGAAAAUGCUGGAUUGUGUGCUGAAUUAAAUACAGCCCAGACGCGGUAUCAGCAAGAAGUUAAGGCUCAUGAAGAGACUGAAAAAAGUCGGGUGUUGAAUAAGGAGGAGGCUAAUAUGGAAGUUGUUAAAGCGUUACAAACCAAACUAAACGAAGAAAAAAGCGCUAGGCAAAAAGCAGACCUAAAUUUUCAAGAGAAAGAACGACAAAUUUCCAUGCUCUCAGUGGAUUAUCGUCAGAUUCAGCAGAGAUUGCAAAAGCUGGAAGGGGAGUAUAGACAGGAAAUGGAAAAAGGUAAAGCCCUGUACUCGCAGGUCGAGCAGGAACAACAGAAAAAGACGAUUUUGCAGUCGGAAUUGGCACACCACGCCAAUGAGUUGACGAAAUUAAAGACAAAAGAGCAACAAUUGGCAGCUGAUUUAAACCAAAUCCAGGAUUCCAAAAAACUUUUAGAAGAAGAACUAUUUCGUGUGAAACGUAACUGGCACAUAGAGCAGCUACAAAUGAAAGAACUUCAAGAUUCUCUUGAAACUGAACAAUAUUUUGCUACACUGUAUAAAACACAAACUCAAGAACUUAAAGAAGAAAUCGAUGAAAAAAAUCGCGUCAACAAAGAAUUUGAAGAAGAACGUGCUUCAUUGAAACACCAGUGUCAGUUGGCUUUGGCAAGAGCUGAUUCUGAAGCCUUAGCUAGGUCAAUAGCAGAAGAAACUGUUGCUGAUUUGGAAAAGGAAAAGACCAUGAAAGAGUUGGAACUGAAGGAUUUAUUAGGCAAGCACAGGAACGAUGUUAACACCAAAGAAGCAGCUUUGAAUGCCCUAAAAGACCGUGAAGCUGAACUGAAACGGUUAAAUGAGCAGCUACAGAAGGAAAAGGAUGACAUUUUUAGGCAACUCAAGCAGUUACAAGAGGAGUUUAAUAGGAUUUCCGAUAACUCUGAUGAGAUCGAGAAGCUUAGAGCUAAAUUGAAGACUGAAUCAUUACUAAAACAAACAGCCAUCAAUAAACUACAUGAAAUAAUGCAUAGGAAGGAUUUGAAGGAAAAGCCUGGCAAAAUAAAGGUUUCCAAUACAGAUUUGAGAAGAAAAGAGAAGGAAUUGAAAAAGCUGCAGCAAGAAUUGAGCCUAGAGAAGGAUAAAUACAAUCAAAUGAUUGCCAGUUCACAGAAGAACGUCCAGGAUCUUAGCUUCCAACUAAAUGAAGAAGUAGCUAAUAAACAUCGCCUCCAAAUGGAAUUAGACAGCAAAGAUGCAGAAAUUGAACAGUUGCAGCUGAAAUUGGCAGCUUUGAAUAGCGAAACUGCAUCUUUGAGUUCAGCUGACAAUGAAGGUGAUGAUGUUAAUUCCGAUUACGUUUUCGAGGGCUGGCUCUCGAUACCCUCCAAACAAAAUAUCAGGAGGCACGGCUGGAAAAAACAAUAUGUGGUGGUUUCGAGUAGAAAAAUUAUAUUCUAUAAUUCAGAAAGUGAUAAACAAAAUACUGACCCUGUAAUUAUAUUAGAUUUGUGUAAAGUCUUCCAUGUCCGCUCAGUAACUCAAGGUGAUGUGAUCCGUGCGGACUCCAAAGACAUCCCUCGCAUCUUCCAAUUGUUGUAUCUUGGCGAAGGUGAGGCUAGGAAGCCGUCAGAAGAACCUAAUAAUAUGUUGGACACUUCUUCAGUGAAAAGUUUCGAGGAAAAAGCAGUGCGUUGCAUUAUGCACAAAGGCCACGAGUUCCUCAAUAUUGCUUAUCAUAUGCCUACCCAAUGUGAGGUGUGUCCCAAACAGGUUUGGCACAUGUUUAGGCCGCCGCCUGCAUUGGAAUGUCAACGAUGUAGGAUAAAAAUCCACAAAGACCACUUAGAUCGCAAAGAAGACAAUGUGCCACCUUGUAAACUACAUUCCGAUCCUUCGUAUGCCAAAGAAUUGUUGCUACUAGCUUCCUCCACCGAGGAACAAAGGCAAUGGGUGUCGAGGCUCAGUAGAAAAAUUCAGAAGUGCGGUUUCAAGGCUAACAAUUCCAAUGCUUCAGAUUCUUCAUCGAAGAUAUCACCUAGAGAAUCGACCCGUUCAAGUCUAAAGCCAUAUUUGAAUGUUCAACAACGAUCUGCAACGCUUCCGGCCAAUUCGUCCAUGUGCAGCAAAUGACAGAAAAUUAAAAUUAACGUGACUUCCUGGUCCAUUUAUGGAACUUCUGAAAAACCUCUUUAAAUUAUCACCCUAAUGAACUGAUAGUUUUGAGCUGGCUUUUACAAUGUGAUAUUGAUAAUGAUUUGAAAUUAAUUUUACAUGUCUGACUUUGAUGAACUUUUUCUUAGAAUCAAUUCAUGCACAUUAAAGGACUUAACCCAGAUAUGUAGGAGCAGAGUUUUUGAAAUAAGCAGGAAGGCAUAACAGAAAUUUCAUUAUUAUCGAAAAACGCAUGUGUUUAAAGCCGUAUGAACACAUGAACAGCUUAGAAACAAAAUUUGUCAAUUUGCCAUCUUACAUUGUCAGAUAAUGAUUUUCCAUGUUACAUGAAUAUGUCCGUUGAACACCUUUGAAUGCCUUAGUGCGCGUUCACAUUGACACCGCUCGAGCGGUGAGCGUUGCGCGAUGCCGCUGUAGUGAUGCCCAAAAAUAAUUUUAACAUUACUAUUUCAAAUGAACAUGUUAACACCGCGCGACACGCCGCCUCAUUGUGAACUUGUUCAUUUGAAAUAUAAUGUUAAAAUUAUUUUUGGGCAUCGCUACAGCGGCAUCGCGCAACGCUCGAGCGGUGUCAAUGUGAACGCGCACUUAGGUUCAGAGUUUUCUAUUCAGGAUGGUGAUUUUUUGAGUAGAAUAUUGUUUGUUUUGAACUAGUACCUCUGGAUACUCUUCAGUCAAGAGUUUCUAGAACAAUUUCAUUGAACUUUGGAGAUGAUCUUGCCUCUGAAACAAAUAAUAACUGAAUUUUUGGGCCAAAUUUCUACCUAAUUUUUUUUUAGUGCUUCCGCAGAGAAGUUGUCACCUUGUAGAAGUCUCUUUGCUUGAGUUGCAUAUUGCAUACAUUAAUCAGCUUACAGUGUCACAAACCAAAUCGUCAUAGACAAAUCAGAUUAAACAUUAAAAAUCUAGAAUAUGGAAUUCAUGAGUGAAACAGCACGGGAGUUGAUUUUACUGUACCUACUAGGUAUGGUGUACACGCCGGCAUGUCUGGGUUAUUAUAACUCUUAAUCAAACAUUUUAAUAUAGGAAAUAAUAAGCUCAAUUAUUUAGUUUAAUAUAGAACGGGUUUGGCUUACGAAAAAAAAUUGCUGUGCGUUUUGGCCCUUAUUGAGACAAACAAUGUGAUAUUAUUUUUGAAACAUUUAUUGCUUGAAGCUGAAAAAUGGAUUGAUAUUUUAUGUUUGUUAAACGUACUUAAUGCUUAAGGAUGGUUCAUUUUGAACUACUUCCCUUUUCAGCAACUGCAAAACUUAAAUUCAAUAUUUGAGGCACACUUUUACGAAUUCUUUAAGAACAUUGCUGUUCUGCUUUAGCUACCACAUUCCUCGAUUAUUUACAAGCAAAUUCUCUAUACUUAUUGUUAAAUAUUUUGUUAUAUUAUUUUCUUUUUUUUUUAAAUUAUUGUACAAAGUUUUUAUUUAUGAUUAUUGUAAUAUUCUAAGCAUAAACAUUCAAUAUUGUGCAUUGUGCCUUAUUUUUUGUAGUGCUCUACGAAAAAUGAUCAUUUAUUAGGUGACAUUUAAAUAAUAAAAUUUGAUUAGUUUUUUGCGCCUUUCCUAAUACUUAUCAAAUACAAAAAUAAGCCAA